AUGGCUCCUGAGCUCCCAGACCCCACUAGCGACCUGCACUGGUCCGCCUUCCGGGGCGCCAUUCAGGACAUCUUUUCUCAGAAUGCCAAGCAGCAUCCCGAUAGGCUAUGCGUCGUUGAGACCGCUUCUUCCACAUCCCCCAGGAGGGAGUUCACCUACCGCCAAAUCGAUGAGGCUUCCAACCUGCUGGCCAACCACCUUGUUGCCUCUGGCGUCCAAAGGGGAGAUGUUGUCAUGAGCUACUCCCACCGUGGGGUUGACCUUGUCGUUGCCGUCUUUGGUAUCCUCAAGGCCGGGGCUACCUUCAGUGUUAUUGACCCCUCGUAUCCUCCUGACCGUCAAAACAUCUAUCUCGAUGUUGCACGGCCACGUGCUCUUGUGGUAAUCGACAAGGCGACCAAGGAGGCUGGUGAGCUGACCGACAAGGUCCGCACCUUCAUCGCCGAGAACCUCGACCUCAAGACUGAGGUCCCGGCCCUCGAGCUCAGGGCCGACGGCAGCCUCGUCGGUGGCCAGAUCAAUGGCAAGGACAUCUUCGCCGGUCUUGAGAAGGAGAACGGCCCCAAUGUCCUCGUGGGCCCUGACUCAAACCCCACCCUUUCUUUCACCUCGGGCAGUGAGGGCAAGCCCAAGGGUGUUCUCGGCAGACAUUACUCCCUAGCCUACUACUUUGACUGGAUGGCUGAGCGCUUCAACCUCAGCGAGAAGGACAAGUUCACCAUGCUCAGUGGUAUUGCCCAUGACCCUAUCCAGCGAGACAUCUUCACCCCGAUGUUCCUUGGUGCUCAGCUUUUGGUUCCUUCCAAGGAGGACAUCCAACACGAGAAGCUUGCCGAGUGGAUGAGAGAAUAUGGCGCUACCAUUACUCAUCUGACCCCGGCUAUGGGCAACGUGCUUGUCAGCAACGCAAGUGCCGAGUUUCCUGCCCUCCACCAUGCAUUCUUCGUCGGUGACAUCCUUAUCAAGAGAGACUGCAAGGCCCUCCAGAAGUUGGCAAGGAACUGCUACAUUGUCAACAUGUAUGGCACGACCGAGACACAAAGAGCAGUCAGCUACUACGAGAUCCCUAGUGCCAGCGCCGAUCCCACUUUUUUGGAGAGGUUUCCCGACAACGUCAUUCCUGCUGGUAAGGGCAUGAAGGACGUGCAGCUGAUCGUUGUGGACCGCGAGAACACAGAUCGUGUGUGCGAUGUCGGCGAGGUUGGCGAGAUAUACGUCAGAGCCGCUGGUUUGGCCGAGGGGUACUUGGCCAACGAAGAGUUGAACAAGGCCAAAUUCGUCAGCAACUGGUUCGUUAAGGACAACAGAUGGGCAGAGCUCGACCAGCAAGCAUCUAAGAACGAGCCCUGGAGAGAAUUCUACAAGGGUCCCAGAGAUCGCAUGUAUCGCUCAGGUGACUUGGGCAAGUAUACUGAGGACGGCAAUGUUGUCUGCGUCGGCCGUGCGGAUGACCAGGUCAAGAUUCGUGGGUUCCGUAUCGAGCUGGGAGAGAUCGACAAGUACUUGUCGGAUCACCCCAUGAUUCUUGACAACGUCACCCUGGUCCGCCGCAACAAGGACGAGGAGAAGACCCUGGUCAGCUACAUUGUGCCCGACAUGCAGAGAUGGGCCGAGUGGCUGGUACAGAACGAUAAGAAAGACGAUACCUCUGGUGGUGACAGCUUGACGGGUCGCCUUCGCAGAUUCUGGCCCCUGGGCGAGGAGGUCCGAAAGUACCUCAAGACCAAGCUGCCCAUCUACGCUAUCCCGGAGAUUAUCAUCCCUCUGGAAAAGUUCCCCUUGAACCCUAACGGCAAGAAGGACAAGCCUGCGCUGCCAUUCCCUGACGCUGCUCAGCUCGCCGAGGCCCGCCCGCACACCGAGGUCGCUGACCUGUCCGAGACCGAGCGUAAGGUUGCUGGUAUCUGGGGUUCUCUCCUCGCCAACAUCGACGAGCGCAGCCUUGGACAUGACGACAGCUUCUUCGAUAUCGGUGGUCACAGUAUCCUGGCGCAACAGAUGCUCUUCCAGGUCAACCGCACAUGGCCGGGUGUCGAUGUCACCAUGGCCGUUGUCUUCCGCAGCCCCUCGCUGAAAGCUUUCUCUGCCGAGAUUGAUGGCAAGCUCUCUGGAAAGGUCCCUGAGGGAGCGAACGCCACGCCCGAGGGAGAAGACUACUUUGAGGACGCCAAGAAACUCCUGGCCACUCUGCCCGAGAAGUUCACGCCUUUUGAUAAGAAGGCUGCCGACGUCAAGACAAUCUUCCUGACGGGUGCUACUGGAUUCCUGGGUGCCUACAUUCUGAGAGAUCUCCUCACCCGCAACGCGCCCAACGUUAGAGUCAUCGCCCACGUUCGUGCCAUCGAUGACGUUGACGCCUACAAUAGAGUCGUCAAGAGUUGCCAGGCAUACGGUGUGUGGCAGCCCAGCUGGAAGAACAGUCUUACUGCCGUGCAGGGCAGCCUUGGAAAGCCGCUUCUCGGCCUUUCGCAGGAGCGCUGGAACUCGUUGGCUAACGAGGUUGACGUCAUCAUUCACAAUGGUGCCCAGGUCCAUUGGGUCCUGCCGUACUCCAACCUCAAGCCGGCAAACGUCCAGGGAACGCUGGAUGUCCUCUCGCUCUGCGCGGCCGGCAAGCCCAAGCAGCUGGCGUUCGUGUCUUCGACAUCCGUCCUCGACCAUCCGCACUUCGUCAAGCUCUCCCAAGGAGGCAGCCUCGUUAGCGAGGAGGAUGACCUCUCCGGCAGCUCCAAGAACCUCGGCAACGGCUACGGCUCGACCAAGUGGGUUGCCGAGUACCUUGUCCGCAACGCCGGUAAGAGGGGCCUGACGGGCACCAUCGUCAGACCUGGCUACAUCACCGGCGAGCAGUACUCCGGCACCAGCAACACGGAUGACUUCUUGCUGAGAAUGCUCAAGGGCUGCAUCCAGCUUAACUCGAGGCCCAAGAUCGAGAACACCAUCAACAUGGUGCCAGUCGACCACGUCGCCCGUCUUGUAGUCGCUUCUGCGCUGCACCCUCCUCGUCAGCCUCUUGGUGUUGCGCAGGUGACGAGCCACCCCAGACUCACCUUCAGAACGUAUCUGAGUGCUUUGGAGAAGUACGGCUACAAUGUGCCGGAGGUGGAGUACAGCCAAUGGAGCAAGAGCCUGCAGGACUACGUCGCUGAGGGCAAGGAGCACGCUCUGAUGGGUCUGUAUCACCUCGCAACUACCGACCUUCCCGCCGAUUCCAUCGCUCCCGAGCUCGACGACGUCAACGCCGCUGCUGCCCUCCGCAGCGACGCCGAGCUGACUGGAGAGGACCUCUCGGCUGGUGGUGCCGUUAAGGACGAGACCAUUGGCCGUUAUCUCAGCUACCUCAUCGCCAUUGGCUUCCUGGAGGCGCCCGAGAAGCCCGGCCAGUUGACCAUCCCUCCUGCCGAGAUCAGCCCCGAGCAGAAGGAGGCUCUGUUGAGGGUCGGAGGUCGCGGCGCUUUGGUCUAA
Molecule: messenger RNA, 3465 nt
Organism: Colletotrichum spaethianum
Lineage: Eukaryota; Fungi; Ascomycota; Sordariomycetes; Glomerellales; Glomerellaceae
Product: L-2-aminoadipate reductase large subunit
Exons: 8
Coding region: 1-3465 (1154 amino acids)
Biological process (GO): L-lysine biosynthetic process
Molecular function (GO): L-aminoadipate-semialdehyde dehydrogenase [NAD(P)+] activity
Source: RefSeq, a predicted model, not a curated record